Dunckerocampus dactyliophorus (ringed pipefish) is the source of this 7322-nucleotide messenger RNA. RefSeq names its product synaptotagmin III (gene syt3). NCBI's taxonomy places the organism in Eukaryota, Metazoa, Chordata, Actinopteri, Syngnathiformes, Syngnathidae. The record is from RefSeq and is a predicted model, not a curated record. Gene Ontology annotation, molecular function: calcium-dependent phospholipid binding; SNARE binding; calcium ion binding. The coding region runs from base 1675 to 3366 and encodes 563 amino acids. Gene Ontology annotation, biological process: regulation of dopamine secretion; cellular response to calcium ion; calcium-ion regulated exocytosis. The transcript is spliced from 12 exons. Gene Ontology annotation, cellular component: membrane.
AGGGAGGAGGAAAGAGGAGGGAGGGAGCACCGAUCGUGAGCGGAGCAAAACACACAAGGAAGGUAGAAACAUUGGAGAACGCAGCAAACAGGAGAGCCGCCGUCGUUUCUCUCUGCGCGAGCGGCACACAGCAUCUCUAUGGAGGCAGAGGCGCGUGCGUGAGGGCUGGAGGGAGGGAGGGGGCGGCGGAAUGCUCCUUUCUUUUUUCUAAACGUCGCGUCUGACAGGAGAGCUGACCUGACAAGCGGAAGGAUUUCUGCACAACAUCCAAGGUGAUGUCAGUGAGCUCCCAAAGAGUCGUUCCAGGAAGUUCAUGCUGAUUGGUGGCAGAGGAGCGCUGAAGGCCCGCAGGACUAAACCAAGCUGCUUGUUUGCUCUUUAGUAACACCACCAGAUGCUAAAGGUUACACACACACUCCAGGCAUUAAACAGUAAAACACACGCAGCCAAGCAGCGCGUCGCCUCAGUGGAUUCCACACGCCCCCCCCCCAAUCCUUGAGAGCCUUUGUGACAUUAAGACAGAUCAUGAAAUGUGUUAACUUGGGCUUUCCCUUCACACACGCGCACACACAAAGGUAACUCUUGACUAAUGUCUGUUUUCUUCUCACGUCGUUAAAAACGAGGAACAAGUUACCGCUCCUUUUCCAUUUUGAACCUUUAAAUACUUUCGUGUUGUUGUUCACGAUAUCAAUUGCUCCUUACGUCACAAGCACACACCGUCUCAUCUUCGACAGCUUUUAGACUAAAAGAAAUACCUGUGGCUGGCAUUCUAGUAGAACAUCCUGGAUAUGUUGGUAGAACUUCCAAGUACAGCAUUCAAGUAGAACAUCCCAUUAUGACAUGCAUCCCAGUAGAACUUCCAAUUGGAACGUCUACAGUCUCCUCAUAAAAUGCUGUAGAGGAAAUUUCCAGUCCUGCAUCCCAGUAGAACAUCUCAGUGGAACCUCUCCCAGUAGAAUGUCCAAGCACAGACUCCCAAUAGAACAUCCUGGUAGAACCUCCCUUUACGACACAAGCAUCCCAACUGAAAAUCCCAGUAUUUCUUUCCAGUAUUGCAUCCAGAUAAAACAUUGUAGAAGAACAUCCAAGUUCUAUAUUUUGGUACAACGUCCCUAUAGAAUGUUUCAACAGAACAUCCCAGUAGAACAAUUCUCAAUAGUGCAGCAUCCCAGUAGAACUUCCAAGUGGAACACCUACAGUCUUCCAAUAAAACUCUGAGGAAGAAAUUUCCAGUUCUGCAACCGCGUGGAUCCUUUCCCAGUAGAAUGUCGAAGCACAGGCUCCCAAUAGAACAUCCUGGUAGAACUUCCCAGUACGACUGAGCAUCCCACCUGAAAAUCCCAGUAGCACUCCCUAAUACAGAAUCCCAUUAGAACUUCCCAGUCCUCAUAUAACAUUGUAGAAGAACAUCCCAGUUCAAUAUUUUGUGAGAACUUUCCAUGGAUGGUGAUUUUGUCAUGCUCCUGCUGUGUUCUUGCUCCAACUGUGUGUGUAUCCAGGCAAAGUGAUUCGGGCGUGUCCCUCUGUUCUUGAUGGGCCCGUCUUUCCGGUCCACGUGAUCCAGCCCGAGACUCCAGUGAGCCGAGCCUCUUUGCUCCACUUCCCGAGGACGGGCGGCAAGGGCUGCGCUGCGAUUGGUGAAAGUGCGGGCAAGAGUGCGAUGCAGAUUGGAGGAUGUCGGGCGACUGGGAUGAAGACUUGUGCAAGAAGGCGCUGAUGUUGGUGGAAGAGCUCUGCUUCAACUCGCCGCGUGGACACAGCCAGAGCGAAUUGUGCCAGGAGUUCAGCUACCUGCUGAGAGGACGCAACAGACAGCUGGAUGCAGAGAUCUCCGUCAGUCUGCUGUCCGUCAUCGUCACCUUCUGCGGCAUCGUCCUCCUCUCAGUGUCUCUCUUCGUCUCCUGGAAGCUGUGCUGGUUGCCAUGGCGAGACAAGGAAGGCGGCGGCCUCAGCUUGACCUCAGGCUUGCUCCCCGGGAGCGCCGGCGUGGGGGGUUUGGGCGGUGCCGGAGGUCCAUCCUUCUUACCCCCAUUGUUGCAGAGGAAGGAGGGCCACUCGUCCUCCUCGCUAUACCCCUCCCUCGGCCAGCAGGGGCAGCAUCACCCCCACUUCUCUGAUCUGGUGGGGCUGGAGAGGGGGGAGGUCGGGGGCGUGGUUGGGGGCCCGCACGAGACUCAAGAGCACUCGUACCUGGACAUGGACUCUUACCCCAACAAUGCUGGAACCCUGAAGCUGAGCCAGACAUCUCCAGACGUCCCCAACUCGGAGGGGGGCGCGCACCCCCAUAAAGACCUGCCCAACGCCCUGUCUCAGCAGCAGGUCACCUCCAGGCCCAAGCCCAUGACUCAUCAGCUCUCCAGCCCCGACUUCCACGGCGAGGAAAAGGAGCAGGUGACCAGCAUCGGGCAGAUCAAACCGGAGCUGUACCGGCCCAAAGGCGACCAGGGCGAGGGCAAGCAGGGCAGCGACUGCGGCAAGAUCAGCUUCCUGCUACGCUAUGCCUUCAACACGGAGCAGUUGGUGGUGAAGAUUCUUAAAGCGUUGGAUCUGCCUGCCAAGGAUGCCAACGGCUUCUCCGACCCUUACGUGAAGAUCUACCUGCUGCCCGACAGGAAGAAGAAAUUCCAGACCAAGGUCCACAGAAAGACCUUGAACCCGGUCUUCAACGAGACGUUCCAGUUCGGCGUGCCGCUGAACGAGCUACAUUCCAGGAAGCUGCACUUCUCCGUAUACGACUUUGACCGCUUCUCCAGACACGACCUGAUUGGGCAGGUGGUGGUGGACAACCUGCUGGACUUCAGCGAGGGCAGCGGGGACAAGCCUGUCUGGAGGGACAUUGUGGAGGGCACGGCGGAGAAGGCCGACCUCGGGGAGCUCAACUUCUCUUUGUGUUACCUGCCAACCGCCGGAAGACUCACGGCCACCGUCAUCAAGGCCACCAACCUGAAAGCCAUGGACCUGACUGGGUUCUCAGACCCAUACGUGAAGGCCUCCCUGGUCUGUGACGGCCGCCGGCUGAAGAAGAGGAAGACGUCCAUCAAGAAGAACACGCUGAAUCCCACCUACAACGAGGCACUGGUCUUUGACAUUCCCAACGAGAACAUAGAGAGCGUGUCCAUCGUCAUCGCCGUCAUGGACUAUGACUGCAUCGGUCAUAACGAGGUGAUAGGCAUGUGUCGCGUGGGCAGCGAUGCUGACGGCCCGGGGAGGGAGCACUGGGCUGCCAUGUUGGCCAAUCCACGCAAGCCAAUAGAGCACUGGCAUCAGCUGGUGGAGGAAAAAGCAAUCGGUACGUUUGUGUCAAAGGGCGACGCGUCACCGUCCUCCAAGCCGCACAUCGUGGUGGACAGUCCUCACUCCGAUUAAAGCUGUCGUGUCUCCGCCUGCGGACUUUUCUUUCUCUCCUCUCAUCUGUGAAUAAAUCUUUCCAUCAAAGAGAGACUUGCAGACAUUCGGGACAAAACAACAUCUUUGUCGCAUUUCAAGCGGUAGCUGCUCCAAACACUCACUUUGCUGUGCGUGCGUAGUCGACGUGUAGUAUUUGAUCUAGGAGGAGUGUGACAUAAGACGCUGUCCAACAACAACAACAAAAAGAAAGCCAUCGUCCAGCGGUCACCUGACACGGGGACCAAAGCUUCACGCUCUUGUACAGACUGUCAAAGAAGAAGAUGUGCAUAUUUUUCUUUAGUGUACAGUCUAAGCCGUACUGUAUCACAAACACGUAGUACUUAGCGGGACGACUUGCCCGUGGUGGACUGUGGACGCCGUCCCCCCAGGGCUUAUUCACCCGCCGCUGUCCUCCAGAGUGAAGGACCUGCGUGUGGUGGUCUUCAUUGAUGUCAGAGGAGCCGCAAAGUGAGGACAGACUUACUCGGCCUGAGCAUGUUACCUUCAAAUGUGUCCGUCUUCCUCACGCUUCCUGUGCCCGUCUCGCCCGUCCUCUUCUUUUGCUCCUUCGCUCGCCAGCGGGACACAACCGGGAUGAGAGACACAAAACUGUUGGACUCUUCCCAAUCACACAAGGACACAUGGUGACAUGCCGUUUAAUUUCCCCCAUCAUGCUUUGGAUUGUCCUCAAGUCCGCUGAAGCAGGACGCACACGUCUGUGUUGCUUCGAUCAGUGUGUUGUUUGCGUGUUUUUGUAUUUGUGUGUGUGUGUGUGUGUGUGUGUGUGUGUGUCUUGGUGACCUUGUGUGUUUCUGUGCUCAUCACCCCACCUUCCCUCCCCUGUCGCUUACUCUCCCAAACCUUCCACAAGUCUCUGAGUUUCACGAGGAGCCACGUUGUUGUGUGACUGUUCCGUGUUGUUGUGUGUCUCUUUGCACCAGUUGGGAGAACGUGGACGUUUACGCAGGCUGCAACAUGUCCUUGACGGGUUUUUAUUAGGGAAGUUGCAAUGAGGGUUUUAUGCUGCCGAUUUCGAUACCGAUCAUCCAUGUGUGAAAUAGAGCAACUAUACCUUUUUCAAUUUAUUUAUGACGAGUGCUAUUGGCCAGGGGUGCCAUAUAAGACAAUUCCAAGGUCCUCUGACUGCCAUGGGGCCCAAAAAAGAAGUUAUUACUAAUAAAAAAAUUCGUAUUAAUAAAAAAGGAGGGGGGCGGGCAAAUGUGAUUUUUUUUUUUUUCAUGGGGACCAGAAUUCCUGGCUGCAGCCCUGCUAUAGGCUAAAUAAUAUGAAAACAGGAACCAUAAAAUCACCUUCAGUUAGACAGCACAUAUUUGACUUACUUUUGCAAGAGAACAUACAGCCUAUCACUGAUGAAACUUCCAGAGGAUGAGACGCCUUCUUUAAGGAGACGAUACAUGCGACAGUACAUUGGUGAAGUUCUAUGACGACUUCCGGGGAGCACGAAGCGAGAGAGCAGUCGGUGACCCGGUGUCUUCCACCGCUGACAAAGGCUGGUCAUCUCGUCCCAUGAAUUCAUUUUUUUUCGGGGGCGGGGGGUUAUUUGCUUAGCCUUCUGACACACAUACAGGCGAGUGUUGUCCAGCGUUGCUGCCGUUUCACUGAUGAUUACACCAAGAGCCUCCAAAGCUCACCAUACUUUGUCAAGUGUUUGUUCUUCAAAUGCCCGUAUUAACUGAAAGCUUUUUAACGUGCUACCCCCGCCAGAUAUUUUUCAUGGCAUGUGUUGGCAGGUAAGUUCCACACGGAAGAUGUGUGUUUUUGUUUUGGCACACCUUCACAGUGUGAAGGAAAGUGGGAGGAGGGCGUUACCCAAGACGUUAUGGCAAGACACUACACUGCAUGCAUGGAUCGCUGCGGGCUGCAAUAAUACAAGCCACAGGUGAUUGGCUUUUGUAAUCGCCGUUGAAAGGCAUCUAUUGACAUGUGGCGAUCACAUCCUUUUUCAGGGAAAUCGGACGAUACUGAUUGGUGGACGAUCGAUUGGAGUAUCAUUAUUUUUUAUCACGCUUUUAUUCUGAAACAUGUGGGCAACACUUUCAAAUUGUUUUGAAAAGGCUGCAAAAACAUAAUGGGGAGCCCAGCAAGUUUAGUUUGCAUCAACUUUGUGUCUUGGGGGACAACUUAGCAAGCUGAGAGUGUCCAUCUGUCCCUUAGGGACCCACUCAGAGGGUUAAAGAUGGAGACUGAACGUUUUUCAUCAUUCUUCCUUCCCACUGACCUGUGGCGGUUCUGGCUGAUGACUGCCUGGCCGAACCGCCACUGACACAGCUUGGGGACAUGCCUGCAUAUGCAAAAGUAUUUGGACAAAUUUCUUAAUAGGGAUGCACGAUACCCCCCCCCCAAGCCAAUAACUUUCUGCUUCUCAAGACCAAUACCGAUUACUGUCUUAUAACUGACAAAAGCCAGUAUCUUCAGCGAUGGUAAAGGGCUGGUCGUCCACUGCCAUCAUUUCCAUGACAAAAUCACAGAUGGCUUUAGCCCUCGGGUCGUCUCUGGCAAACGUUUUUGCAUUUUUCAAACACUGCAGACCCCGGACGGCGUAGCCAUGCUGGCGUUUCAGGUGGCUGAUAAGGUUUGACGUUUGAGCUCCAUGUGUUUUUUUCCCUCCUCAUCGCGGAGCAUUUGGUGCCACUAGUAUGCCAAAUGUCUUCCUCUGAAACCUUGACUGUCUGUUUACAAGUGAGCUCAGGGGAGGGCAUGACAGGCGUCAACAUCACGGGCAGGAGACAAAAGGAGCGCUUGAUUUGCUCACCAGCACGGUACAUGUAAACUUGCCUCGUUGUUGUUUUUUUAAUUAGCAUAAUUAGCAAGGCUAUUUUUAAUGUUAUUAGAUUUAUUGGUAUGUCAUAAUUCUUCAUAUCGGCCUGAUAAUUAUUGUGCUCCCCUAAUUUUUAAUCAGUGAGAGCUUGGAUGAGAGUGCUUGGUCGUCCUUGAAUCUUCAUUCUUUAUCCUAACAAGACAUUUUGGACCAACUGUAUGCUUCCAACUUUGUUGGGGAUCUUAGCUGUUCCCAGUGCACCAAGCAAGCUCCAUAGAGGCAUGCUUGGAGGAGUUUGGUGCGGAACAAACCCAAUAAAGACUCUUAUUACCUUGGGAGAUUGAACUGACAGAUUUGUAAUUGGGCAUGGCUCAGCAUCAGGAUGCCUCCCCCGCGUCACCCUAGGAGGGUGUUCAGGUCCAACGGGUAGGAGGCCUCAGGGAAGACCCAGGACACGUUAGAGACACUGUCUCUCAUCUGGCCUGGGAACGCCUCGAGAUCUGCCGGGAGGAGCUGGACAAAGUAGCCAGGGAGAGGAAAGUCUGGGCUUCCUUGCUUAGGCUGCUGUCCUCGCGACCCGAUCUCAGAUAAGCAGAAGAAGAUGGAUGGAUGGCUCAGUCACAUAAAAUCACUUCUAAGACAUUCCGAGACAUUCCUUUCCUUGGGGGAGAUAAUGAGCGGGUCGACACUCUCUAAAUGCUGUGAUGUUAUUUGCUUUACCAGGAUGAGUCGUCUAAACUGUAUUCAUGUAGCUUGUUGCAGUCCACGUAAGCAGGCAUUCGUUAGCAUCAUUAAGCUCCUCCCACUUCGCCCCUCCUUCCCCCGGUGUCGUGUAAUGUUGUCGUGCUUCGGUAUUUUGUGUAACAUCUGAGGCAAGCGUGAAGGGUGCAGCUAGUGUUGAAAGGAAGUGUGUGAGGCCUCAGGAGCCUUGUUAAAUUCAAUCCCCCCCUCCAUGACACCUUGCUGUUAGUACAUGUUCUGUACGUGUGUGUACCAUGUGACCUGUAGAUUAUGGAUCAUCUUGUAGAAAUGGUAAAAGGCAUUGAUCCAGCGGUGUCCCAAGGCUCCAUCAUCCCCCACCAGUACCUCCGCUUGUUUUGACCCCAUUUAGCCACCGUUUUACCCCCCACCCCCGCCUCCACCAUCUCAUUACUCA